AUGUACAGCCAGCUUCUCAAAGGCACGCGCAAGUACACGCGCAACGCGCGCGGAGUCAGAACGAACGGCGCGACGACGCACCUCGGAAGUGCGGUCCAGCGACUGACGCGUCAGCAGCCUUCCAGCUCCGGGGUAGUCAACUUAAUCACUUCAACUUCAGUCUCUCUAUCGAUCCAAUCAACUUUGUCCAAUACUCUGGGUUUCGAACUUCGUGGCCAGAUUUGCAAGAUAGAGGUAGAGACGUCGACAGACGUCGACGCGGCCGCGCCGCGCGCGCGCCUAGCGGACUUGCUCUCGACCACGAUCACGACCCCCCGGCCGCACCCCCCUCAGUUCCUCCCUUCGCCACUCUUUGCAUCCUCUGUGGGGAUCUCUCAGCACUGUCCUCAAGUGGGUGGUAGAUCCGCACUCAGCACCCGUCUGCGAGUCUCGAGAGCUUCGAGGGAAAAAUUAGCCGCGAACCUCGUACAACAGGGCUGUUCUGAUCCCAUUUGA
Molecule: messenger RNA, 495 nt
Organism: Peniophora sp. CBMAI 1063
Lineage: Eukaryota; Fungi; Basidiomycota; Agaricomycetes; Russulales; Peniophoraceae
Source: the annotation of a GenBank genome assembly